ACAUCACAUAUUAAAUAUCAUACAUCACAAAAUAAGUAUCAUACCAUGGAUGUCGCAUAUUAUAUAUCAUACCAUGGACAUCACAAAUUAAAUAUCAUACAUCACAAAAUAAGUAUCAUACCAUGGACAUCACAUAUUAAAUAUCAUACAUCACAAAAUAAGUAUCAUACCAUGGACAUCACAUAUUAA
Messenger RNA from Lottia gigantea (owl limpet), 189 nucleotides. RefSeq lists its product as hypothetical. The transcript has a single exon. NCBI's taxonomy places the organism in Eukaryota, Metazoa, Mollusca, Gastropoda, Lottiidae. The record is from RefSeq and is a predicted model, not a curated record. The annotation marks the transcript as partial.